Molecule: messenger RNA, 965 nt
Organism: Nannochloropsis gaditana CCMP526
Gene: U2AF1
Product: splicing factor U2AF 35 kDa subunit
Exons: 2
Biological process (GO): mRNA splicing, via spliceosome
Cellular component (GO): U2AF complex; spliceosomal complex
Molecular function (GO): metal ion binding; pre-mRNA 3'-splice site binding
Source: RefSeq, a predicted model, not a curated record
ACAAAGGUCACUCACAAGCUAAAAGCAUGAGCUACUACGGGCGCGGAGGGAGCGGCGACGAUUAUGGUCGUGAUCGCGGGUACCGAGGUGGACGUGAUCGUGGUGACCGAGGAGGCUACUAUGAAGACCGUCGAGGUGGAGACAGACGCAAUGAUCGACGCGGCCCUCGCGAGGAUGGCGGGCGCAAUUGGCGCGACCGCCACCUAGGAAAUUCCAAGGGGGGGGCAGAGCAUUUGGCCCGGAUUCAUGGCACGGAAGAGGACAAAGUGAAUUGCCCCUUUUACUUCAAAAUUGGGGCAUGUCGGCACGGAGAGCGGUGCUCGCGGAAGCACAACAAGCCUCCCUUCUCUCAGACUUUGUUGUUGAAGCAUAUGUACAAGAAUCCGGCCUCAGCACUCUUUACGGCUCCAGCGCGGGGAGAAAGGGCCGCCCCCCAAGGUGCGAAUGAUGCGACGAACCAAGCGGGCCUGGAUGACUUUGAAGAUUUUUUUGAAGAAGUGUACGAGGAGCUGGCAAAGUUCGGGGAGGUGGAAGGGAUGCACGUCUGCGACAAUCUGGGCGAGCACAUGAUCGGAAACGUGUACGCCAAGUACGCAGACGAGGAAGAGGCAGACGAGGCCCGACAAGCCUUGAACGGGCGGUUUUACGCCGGCCGGGUCCUGGAGGUGGAGUUCUCGCCCGUGACGGACUUUCGAGAGGCGCGCUGCCGCCAGUACGACGAGGGGCAGUGCACGUACGGGCCCUAUUGCAACUUCUUGCACGUAAAGACCAUUUCAAGGGCGCUGCGUCGAGACCUUGAACGGCAAGCGCGGCGUAGGCGGGAACGUAAGCGGAGCCGGUCGGAGGACCGGAGGAGUAGGAGCUCAGAGAGGGGGCAUAGGCGGGAGGUGGGGGAGGAGGAGGAGGACAGGGGGGAGGAUGACGACUUGCCGAAGGAGGACUAUGUUCCUUCUUUAGCCAUUUCG